AUGAGUCACUUUCCGGGAAAUCUUUGGAAAUGGCAAUGGCCAUUGGUGAAAUGUUCGUGGAGCUGCAUAUCUCAUUAUCUUUUUACUAGUGUAUUGUUAAUGAGUACUUUAAUUGGUGCUAUUACUUAUCUGUACUCAACUUCUAGACGAUUAUCUCGCAAUGCACUUCGACCUCUUACUAAUGGCAGUGCACAAAGUGUUCCAGCAAUGUUCAAUCUGGGCAACACAUGCUUUGCUAAUUCAUUGUUGCAGGGACUUGCUAGCUCAAAGGCUUUUUUAAAAUGGGUCCAGACGAUCGAUACUAAAUUUGCUUAUGAUGGUCACAAAUUGAUGUUUUUGGACGCUUUAAAACGAGUUAUUAGAGAGUUAAAUGAUACUACAAAGGAGAUAUGUUCCGCUGCAGAUGUGAUCGAUACGUUACUGGCACAUAGAUGGUCCAUACCACCGAAUACAGAGCAGGAUUUAUAUGAGUUAUUUAAUGUAUUCGUGACAACGUGGGAUGAAGAAUUGGCAGAAUUGCGGCAUAAUCGUGAAUCACCUUUGCAGAAAAUCAUCAAAGUCGUUGGUUUUACAUUUCCUAUACAUUCUUACAAGUUUAUGGAUGACAAUGUUUUCUUUAACAUCAAUUGGUGUCGUGAAUUUCUUUGA
This is a messenger RNA of Acanthocheilonema viteae, 648 nucleotides long. The record is from the annotation of a GenBank genome assembly. Lineage: Eukaryota; Metazoa; Nematoda; Chromadorea; Rhabditida; Onchocercidae.